AUGGCUUCCAACCAGGGCGAAAUCUCGAACGAGACGCAGCCUGCCAACGACACGCAGCCUGCCCACGAGACGCAGUCUGCCAACGAGACGCAAACUGCCAACGAGACGCAAACUGCCAACGAGACGCAGCCUGCCAACGCCAGACAAACGCCUAUCGCGGGCCAUCGAGCCCCAAUCCACAAUCCGUUCCCAGCCUCGCUGUCCAGCGAAUGUAAAAAAGCGGGUCAAAUCAUUGAUUCCUUUGUGAAUCCCAAAUAUCCUGGGCUAGAAGCCGACAUUCCACGCAAGAUCCUUGCGCCUGCCAAAGGACUGGUUAUCUGCAGCGUGUUGAAAGUCGGCUUUUUAGGAUCCGUUCGCUUUGGCUCUGGACUGAUUGUGUGUCGGCUUCCUGAUGGCAGCUGGUCAGCGCCCUCAGCCGUCUCGUUGGGGGGUUUGGGUGCUGGCGGCCAGUUCGGCAUGGAGUUCACCAAUUUCGUGUUUGUCCUCAAUACCGACGCAGCAAUCACCACUUUCAUCAAUUCUGGAACUCUCACUCUAGGCGGGAAUAUCUCCAUAGCCUUUGGGACCGGCAGAAGCGCUGAGACUGGGGCCGUGAUCGGGACCAAAGGCGUCGGCGGCAUCUUUGCCUACUCCAAGACGCGUGGUGUGUUCGGCGGUCUUACCUUCGAGGGAGGGUUCAUUGUCGAGCGCUCUUCCGCGAACAAAAAGCUUUACGACCGCCCAUUGAAAGCGAAACAGUUACUCAGUGGUGAAGUUCCGGCCCCACCGCAAGCAGAGCCGCUGAUGCGCAUCCUCAACUCGGAACGCUUUCGUCUUCCAUCAGCGAGUGAACAGUCCGAAGUUGCUGAUCUGCCUGCUUCAGCGCCACCGAAUCUCACUGCGGAAGCUCCCUCUCAGCGACCUCCGGAGCCCAUUGAGAAUCACCCGGUUUCGGAACCGGAUAUCCAACCCCCUCAGGUAUCAUCUAUCAGCAACGAUGCUCAUGGUACAUCUCAUGAAGCCACAGAACACCUCGAAGAGCCUCCCGUCGUUCCUGAACCGAGUCUGCCACCCUCAACUGAGGCUCCACCGCCCAGUAACAUCCAGGCUCCACCACAGGAGACCUCAGCGUCUACUGCAACAAUUCCCUCCCAGCAACCCCCGGAGUCCAUUGAGAGCCAUCCGGUUCCUGAAAUAGAUAGCCAGCCGCUCCAGGCAUCAUCUGUUAGCCAUGAUGUUCCAGAUACAUCUCAGGAAGCCAUAGAACACCUGGAAGAGCCUCCUGCCGCUCCCGAACUGAGUGUGCCACCUUCAACGGAGGCUCGCUAG
Penicillium canariense is the source of this 1308-nucleotide messenger RNA. RefSeq names its product lipid-binding SYLF domain-containing protein. Lineage: Eukaryota; Fungi; Ascomycota; Eurotiomycetes; Eurotiales; Aspergillaceae. Gene Ontology annotation, cellular component: actin cortical patch. The transcript has 3 exons. Gene Ontology annotation, molecular function: actin filament binding; phosphatidylinositol binding. Gene Ontology annotation, biological process: actin cortical patch localization; actin filament bundle assembly. Bases 1 to 1308 code for a protein of 435 amino acids. The record is from RefSeq and is a predicted model, not a curated record.